CAUUCUUCUUUCAAGGUUUCAUUUUUCAACCCCUGAACCCUACUAACUGGCAACACUUCACAGCUCCACACCGGUCCAAAUAUCAGUCCCACCGGCAUGAAAAAUUCCGGUCGGAAUAUCAUUAAAUCAAUAAACCCAUAAACCUCAACACAAAACCCACAAAAUCUAACCCACCCACUUAAAAUUUCUCCUGCAAAAUGCUGCUUUUAUAAUAGAUUUUAGCCAUGGCGUGGGGUUGCCGAUGAACCUCUCAUUAUUCAAAACCCGACCUUUUAGGGUUCGAGCCUCCAAAAUAAUCACCACCCAUUUUCAUAAUUACACCACAGGAGGAGGAUUACACCCAAUUAAGGGUGAUAAAGAGGAAUUAAUAAAGAAUCAAGAAGCUUGGUUUGUUAAAAUUAUAGCCACCAUUUUUGUCACUUCACAUUGCUUGGAUUCAUCUUGUUUAAGGUAUAUAUCUGAAAAUUUGAAGAGCCCUUUGAUUGCUUUUGAGGUAAUUAAGUGGUUUUCUAAGUACCCAUUAGUUGGUUUGAAGUUUUUGGAGUUUAGUAGAGUGAAAUUGAAUCUUGUUCAUUGUUUUUUGGCUUACGAAUCGCUUAUAAGAUCGUGUUGUGCAAUGGGGUUUCAUGAUUUGGUAGAGAUUGUUGUUGAUCAUAUGAGAAGUGAUGGGCAUUUGUUUGAUAGUGAGCUUUUAGGAUUCUUGGUUUUUUCAUUUGUGAAAGUGGGGAAGUUUGAUUUUGUUGAGAGAUUACUUGCUCGGGUUGAGGAGGUUCGGAUUAGUUCUUAUAUGUAUAAUUACUUGUUGAAUGAGUUGGUUGGUGGAAAUAGAGUGCAUGAGGCUGUUAACUUGUUUAAAGAGCAAUUGGCAUUGCAUUCUCCUCCGGAUACUUGUACAUUUAAUAUUCUUAUUCGAGGUCUUUGCAAAGCAGGGGAAGUCGAAAAGGGAUAUGAAUUAUUCCGUGAUAUGCGCAGUUUUGGUUGUUUACCUGAUGUUGUUUCUUAUAACACUCUUAUAAGUGGAUUAUGUAGGUCGAAUAAGUUAGAUAGAAUAGAUAGAGCGUUUGAUUUAUUGAAGGAGGUUCAAUCUAUAAAUGAUUGUUCACCAGAUGUUUGGACUUAUACAUCUAUUAUAUCUGGCUUUUGCAAGCUGGGUGAGCUCGAGAAAGCCUCUGUGCUUUUUGAGGAAAUGAUUAGAUUCGGGAUUGCACCGACUGUAGUUACGUUUAAUGUUCUUAUUGAUGGGUUUGGUAAGAUUGGAAACAUGGUUGCAGCAGAAGCCAUGCAUGAAAAGAUGUUUUCUUUUAGUUGCUCGCCUGAUGUAGUUACUUUUACUUCCUUGAUUUACGGUUAUACUAGAGCAGGAGCAGUUCACAUGGGUUUGAAGCUUUGGGAUGUCAUGAGAUCGAGAAAUGUAUCUCCAAAUGUUUAUACUUUUGCAGUUCUUAUCCAUGCUCUCUGCAAGGAGAACAGGAUUAAUGAAGCUCGUGACCUUUUGACGCAACUGAAGUUUAGUAAUGUCUUUCCGAAACCCUUUAUAUACAACCCUGUGAUUGAUGGGUUCUGCAAGUGUGGGAAUGUGGAUGAGGCAAAUGUAAUUGUGAGAGAAAUGGAGGAGAAGAGAUGCGAACCCGAUAAAGUAACAUUUACCAUUUUGAUUAUUGGGCACUGUAUGAAAGGAAGAACAGUUGAAGCAAUUGAUAUUUUCAAGAAGAUGGUAGCAAUUGGUUGUGCCCCGGAUAACAUUACUAUUAGUUCAUUAGUAGCUUGCCUUCUCAAAGCUGGGAAGCCGAAUGAAGCGUUUCAAAUUAUGAGAACGACAUCAGAGGAUUUCAACUUGAGUUGUUCAUCUUUUAGAAAAACAUUUUAUAUGAGACCAAAGACAGAUAUUCCAGUAGCUGCAUGAGUGAAGAGUUUUCACACCAUUGGAAUAUGUUUUGGACCCAUAAGCAAGGUCCUGGCAUCACAUGCAUCUCCAACUCUUAGCACAACUACCAGAGACUCGCAGACAGUGCAAGAAGUGCUGAGAUUGGCUCGGAGACCGCUACUUUAAUCAUGUAUAGUACCUCUGUUCGGAUCCCAACUGCAACGAACUCUAAAGAGAAAGAUAGAAAUGACUUUUCAGAAGAUAUUGCUUCAAAAAGUGAGAAUGGGGAUUGAUAAACAAAGCAUGUUCACUUGGCAUUGAUGUCUUGAGGCUUCUUCCCUGUCACUGUUCAUCUUUGGUUAUCAUUUUUCAUUAGCAGAGUUAGUUUAAAGAAAAUGCUUGAGAAAUCAAGUUUUUGGGUUA
This is a messenger RNA of Mercurialis annua (annual mercury), 2287 nucleotides long. RefSeq names its product pentatricopeptide repeat-containing protein At2g06000. Gene Ontology annotation, molecular function: protein binding. The coding region runs from base 242 to 1903 and encodes 553 amino acids. The record is from RefSeq and is a predicted model, not a curated record. The transcript has 2 exons. NCBI's taxonomy places the organism in Eukaryota, Viridiplantae, Streptophyta, Magnoliopsida, Malpighiales, Euphorbiaceae.